Messenger RNA from Durusdinium trenchii, 1344 nucleotides. The record is from the annotation of a GenBank genome assembly. NCBI's taxonomy places the organism in Eukaryota, Dinophyceae, Suessiales, Symbiodiniaceae.
AUGUGGGACCUGAUUUGGCACAAUACGCGGAUGACCAGCGGUUAUCAGUUCUUCUCCAUGAAGCAGCCUUUCUUCCCCAUCGGCAAGAAUGUGGUGAAGGUCUUGGACGCCUUGGGCGACCACGGCUGGGUGCCCACGGCCUCGCCCAACUACGGCGGGCCGCUCGACGACAAGGCCUCCGUCGAUUGGCCGAUGAUCGUGUUCAAGAAGGACACGGCAGAGCUCUAUGAGAAGCAGACGUUGCUGAUGGCGGUGAAGGAUCAGAACAUCCCAGGAAAGCUGAUGGCCUGUGGCCCCGCGGAGGUGAUCUCGCAGCUCAAGGGCAGCUUUGCCGCGCGGCUCAAGCAGGUCUCCCCCGCGGCACAGGAAGCCUUCGACGAGUACGACACCCAGCAAGAGUGGGAUGUGGUUUGGAGAGAGACUUCGAUCACCAGCGGGAUGCAAGCCUUCAGCUUGGCGAAGCCAUAUUUCCCCAAAGGCCAGGUGGUUUUGCCCCUUCUGGAGGAGGUCUACAAGUUGGGUUGGCAUUUAGUUUGUGGCCCCAACUUUGGUGGAAUCAAAGUGGAUUGGCCAUGUUUGGUCUUCAAAAAACUGAAGCAGCCAAGCACUUCGGGUGCGUUGGCUUUUGGAGCAGUGAAGGAUCAAAAUAUUCCUGGAAAGUUCUGCAUCACAACCACGCCAUCGGAACUGACAGCUGUGACGCAGACCAUCCACGAAGCGCUGCGCAAAGUCUCCGGCAACGAGGGGAUCACCAUUGAGAAAGACGAGUACGACGCGGACCAUGGCCAAGUCAUCCGCAAAACGUCCAUCACCACGGGGGCCAUGGCCUUUGGGACGUCCUACUUCCCGCGAAAGGAGAGCAUUUUGGCCAUCACACGCUCCAUGGGCGCCAAAGGCUGGAAGCUUGAGGCAUGUCCCAUGUUCGGCGGCAUGGGCGCGUCCUGGCCCACCUUCGUGUGGCACCAGACGGGGCAAGUGAUGGAGACGGCCAUUGUGGCCAUCAAAGAUCAGAGCUAUCCUGGGAAGGUGGUGCUGGGUGGCGUCGAGAAGGACGUGGCGAAGAAGCUCAUGGACUGCUUUGCUGUCAUGAGUGGGCCCCAGGUGGAGAACAAGAACGACAGCUAUGACCAGGACUAUGACCUAGCAUUUCGCCAUACGAAGAUGACCUCUGGCAAGGCCAUUUGCAGCCUGCAGAACUCCUGGUGGCCGUAUGGUUACCCCAUGGAGGUGAUCCUCGGCGAGCUCAUGCAACGUGGCUGGGAACCAGCUGGUGGACCUGCCUUCGGUAGCAUGCAAUUGAGUUGGCCCGCCGUGAUCCUUCAGCGCGAGAAGCCCACCGCGUGA